This is a messenger RNA of Trichoderma virens Gv29-8, 1962 nucleotides long. RefSeq lists its product as uncharacterized. The transcript has a single exon. The annotation marks the transcript as partial. The record is from RefSeq and is a predicted model, not a curated record. NCBI's taxonomy places the organism in Eukaryota, Fungi, Ascomycota, Sordariomycetes, Hypocreales, Hypocreaceae.
UGUUCAGCUCGAACUCUACAUGUCAAUGACCCUCCUUAUGAUGACUACUUUUACUCAGACUGCCACGUCGAUGCCCAAGCCGUCGUCACCAGCCCCCUCUCGGACAGCAAUCUAUCCAUCAUUGGCCCUAGAUUCAUCGUCGCUUGGCCGGCUGGUAAUAGUGGCAUCUGCACAUACUUCCAACCACAGAAUGGCAAAAACGGCACACUCGCUAUUGAGCUUGUCAAUUCUACAUUAGGGACUCCAUUAGGCCCCAUCAACAGCAGAAUAAGAGGGUCUCCUAACCCCGUUGUCGGUGUCGAGGGCGUGCUCUCAUUCAAUAACUCGGCUGAGCUUUCUCUCGCCAUCUUGGGCAGCAUAAACAACAUACUCGACUUCAUAGAGGGAGGAAGUACUCUCACUCCCGUUAUUCAACGUGGCAUCAAUGUCACUAGAUUUCAGAACAAUGGUGCUCAAAUAUCGCGGCUAUGGCUAGACAAUGUCACGACUUCGACGCUCACACUCGUGCCUUGGAACAAUAACGAUGCCCGGGUCCGAAUUAACGGCACAAAGCUAAAAUUCGGCUCCGGCUUCUACCACUUCUCAGCCUCAUACAAUUACCCUCAACUCAAGCAAUUGUCACCAAGUCAGACGCUGAACAACCAGUCCCAAAGCCUUGUCCAGCAACAGCCCGCGACGGUCGGAUCCCUCUCCUUCUUGUCAUACUCUGAGAAACUCAUUGCAGGAGGAUGGGGGUCUUUCAUAUACUCUGGCCGUGACAGUCUCCUCACAGGACUCCUGCUUUCAAAUGUCCUGAGCACCGAUGCUAUGGAGACUGUCAUCGGAGCUGCGCUUGAACGAAUCAACCGCACAGACGGGUCUGUUUGCCACGAAGAACAAAUUGGCGACUAUGCGACACUUGUGAAUAUGCAAAACGGCCUCACGUCCACGGCUCCUUCGUGCACAUAUGAAAUGAUUGACACGGAUUACUUUCUUCUUAUUCUGCUGGAGCGAUACUUUGGCACGGCCAAGCCGGAGCGAAUCCAAUCGCUGCUACAGACAAAAGCUGGCAGCGUUAAUCCCAAUAACAAGAAUCUGACCUGGGGUGAUCUGAGUUACACCACUGCGAGCAAAAUCAUGAACGCUACGGCGCCAUUUGAGCAAGCCCAAACAGUCAAAAACCUCAUCGCCUUCAAGCCAGGCGAAAACGUAGGCCAAUGGCGCGACUCUAAAUAUGGAAACGCCAACGGCCGCAUUCCAUUCGACGUCAACACCGCUCUAGCACCAGCUGCUUUGUAUGCAAUUUCCAAAUUGGCAAACAUGUCUGGUAUAUAUCCCAACAACUCUGAAACCAGCGACUGGGUCGCAAUCGCUGCACGAAGGGCAAAAGUGUGGGAAGACAAUACGCUGCCGUUCUUCCAGCAUAGCAUUACGACUGACACGGCCGUGUCGCGGCUGGAGCAGUAUACGCACCAGAGCACAUUCUACAAGGGCCCGACUCAUGGCGAUUCGGUGACCAAGUUUUCAAGCAAUGGCACAAUCAUAGACUAUGGAUUAUCCAUCCAUAGCGUCGAUACACCAGACAUCAUCCCAAUCUCUCACACAGACUCUGCAUGCCGCCAUUAUCUACUCAACUCGACAAACGAUGAACAGCUCACGACGUUUAUAAACGCCACUGCAAACGCAAUCCUGCGUCCGUUCCCUGCCGGUCUGUCCACUCCACUCGGUCUUGUUGUUGCAAAUCCGUCUCUGUCCAACGAUAGCACCCUCUUUAAAAACUUUACAAACGCUGCCUACCACGGCACUGUCGUGUGCGGCUGGCAACUAGCGUUUGCAGCAAGGGGUUUGGAGAAGCAACUCGGGCGAUGUAAUGCGACGGACGGGACGACGCCUCCCGCGUUCUGCAAUGACGAGAGUGUAUAUAACGCGUUGAGAGAUGCGUACAACAAACUGUGGGAUCAAAUCGAACAAAACGAAUCGCGG